Molecule: messenger RNA, 2592 nt
Organism: Salvia miltiorrhiza (redroot sage)
Lineage: Eukaryota; Viridiplantae; Streptophyta; Magnoliopsida; Lamiales; Lamiaceae
Product: protein ENHANCED DISEASE RESISTANCE 2-like
Exons: 21
Coding region: 276-2468 (730 amino acids)
Molecular function (GO): lipid binding
Source: RefSeq, a predicted model, not a curated record
AUUUCUGUUGCUUUUAACAAAGGAGUAAAAACAAACAUCCAACCAACGUAUGCCUAGAGAGAGAGAGAGAGAGAUUUAUGAAGGCAUCGGGCGACGCCAUUUUCACAAUAAACAACAGUUUUCUCUCUCUACAUAUUCCUUCUCUCACACACCAUCAUAGAGCAGCUGCGAAGUGUGUGAGCUCCGCGUAUUGCCGCACGCUUCCAUGAUUUGACUUGAAUCCGACAUUUUCCUUUCCAAAUUCCUUCGAUUUUGGGGGAGUUUGGUGGUGCUCAAUGGCGGCUUCGCAGAGUGAUGGUGGAAGGAUGGAAGGAUGGCUGUAUUCGAUACGAUCGAAUCGGAUUGGGCUUCAGUAUUCGAGGAAACGCUACUUCAUUCUACAGGAUCACCUGCUCAGGAGCUUCAAAUCGGUGCCAGCUUCCCCCGAUGAGGAUCCUGUUAGAAGUGCCAUUAUUGAUUCCUGCAUAAGGGUGACUGACAAUGGAAGGGAGAGCAUUCAGAGGAAGGUCUUUUUCAUCUUUACUCUUUAUAACACUUCUAAUCACACCGAUCAACUGAAGUUGGGAGCAAACAGGCCCGAAGAAGCCGCAAGAUGGAUCCAGUCUUUCCAGGAAUCAGCUUUAAAGCCAAACCAGAAUCAAGGAGAUUUUGAACUUUCAAGACGUGUGCCGCAGUCGUUGAGGCUAAACUAUUCCAGCAAGCAUUCAUAUUCCAUUGACUGGACUGUCUUCUCCUCCUCAGUCAGUGAUGCAAUGACAUCAGAUGUUAUUGCACCAUCACCUUGGAAAAUCUUUGGUUGCCAGAAUGGUCUCCGAUUAUUUAAGGAGGCUAAAGACAAAGAAUCUCAUAGGAAGUGGGAUGAUCAUCCAGCAAUAAUGGCUGUUGGUGUAGUUGAUGCAACUUCAGAGGCUAUUUUUCAAACACUAAUGUCUCUUGGUCCUUCAAGAUCAGAAUGGGACUUCUGUUUUCAUAAGGGUUCUGUGAUUGAACAUAUUGAUGGUCAUAAUGAUAUAGUUCACAAGCUUCUAUAUCACGAUUGGCUUCCUUGGGGUAUGAAAAGAAGGGAUCUUCUGUUAAGGCGGUAUUGGAGAAGGGAGGAGGAUGGUACAUAUGUGAUUCUGUAUCAUUCCGUGUUUCAUCUGAAGUGUCCACCUAAAAGGGGUUAUGUACGCGCCUGCCUUAAAAGCGGAGGAUAUGUAAUAUCUCCAGUUAAUCAAGGAAAGCGUUCUGUGGUGAAGCAUAUGCUUGCUAUUGAUUGGAAAUUUUGGAAAUCUUAUUUGUCAACAUCAUCAGCUAGGUCAAUAACAAUACGUAUGCUGGGAAGACUUGCUGCCUUACGGGAGCUGUUCAGAACGAAGGUGGAUUGUUCAUCAUCUGAUUUCUCAUCAGGUGAGCUGACGAGCAACAUAACCAUGCAGCAAAAGAAGAUGGAUCUGAAAGUUGAUGUUCGAACUAGGGUGGAAAAUGGGCAGAAUAGGGAGGACAUGGAGGAAGAAUCGCUUAAAACACCUUCUGAACACUCAAGUCUUGUGGGAUUAAAUGAUGCAACAGAUGAAUUCUUUGAUGUCUCAGAACCUCUGGAUUAUGAUCAAUCGGAAACUGGUUGGCAAUCUGACUACGGUCCAGAAAUGUAUUCUCAGGAUACACGCCAACCAAAAUUGUCGACUGCUGCCGUCUUUGUCAAAAAGUUGCAUGAUCUUGCAGUUCAGAAGAAGGGUUAUGUGGACUUGCAUGAUAUGGCAAGGGAAGACAGUCUAUCGUGCAAAUAUGGAUACACUCUUCCGAAGGAUCCAACCUGUAAUUUGCUAUGCAGUUGGACAGCAACAGAUCCAUCAACAUAUCUUAUUCGUGGAAAGACUUAUUUGGAUGACAGAAAAAAGAUUAAAGCAAAAGGCACAUUGAUGGAAAUGGUUGGUGCUGACUGGUUGAGAUCUGACAAGAGAGAAGAUGAUCUUGGUGGCCGUCCUGGGGGCAUAGUUCAGAAAUAUGCUGCUAAGGGGGGUCCCGAGUUCUUUUUUAUUGUGAACAUACAGGUUCCAGGUUCAACAACAUAUAAUCUUGCUUUAUACUAUAUGAUGAGCACUCCUCUAGAAGAGGCUCCUCUUCUUGAGAGCUUUGUAAAAGGAGAUGAUGCCUAUAGAAAUUCUAGGUUCAAGCUCAUACCAUAUAUUUCUAAGGGCUCAUGGAUAGUCAAGCAGAGCGUUGGAAAAAAGGCAUGCCUGGUUGGUCAAGCAUUAGAAAUUAACUAUUUUCGUGGGAAGAACUACCUCGAGCUUGGGGUUGAUAUUGGUUCCUCAACUGUUGCGAGGGGGGUGGUCAGCCUUGUUCUAGGUUACCUCAACAAUCUGGUCAUUGAGAUGGCAUUCUUAGUUCAGGCGAAUACACCUGAAGAGCUACCGGAAUAUCUCAUCGGGACCUGUCGCCUUAACCAUCUGGACGUCGCUAAAUCAGUACUAGUAAAACCGUAAUCCACACCAAUUCACUAUCACAUACUACAUGAUUACUGCUGAAAGUUACCAAGUAUGAAAAAUUUGUGUUGAUAACAAACGAUUGAUUGUAAAUGUUGUUGCUAGUUAUGAUUUUUUCAUUCAA